Molecule: messenger RNA, 1716 nt
Organism: Juglans microcarpa x Juglans regia
Lineage: Eukaryota; Viridiplantae; Streptophyta; Magnoliopsida; Fagales; Juglandaceae
Product: uridine kinase-like protein 1, chloroplastic
Exons: 14
Coding region: 14-1696 (560 amino acids)
Cellular component (GO): cytoplasm; chloroplast
Molecular function (GO): kinase activity; ATP binding
Source: RefSeq, a predicted model, not a curated record
UUGGCUUUUGAAGAUGAUACUGCGAAGGACCAAAAUGAGGAGAUCAUCGCAACAACAAAGAACGACAACAGAUAAUACUGUGAGGAUAGAACAAGAUACUCCAACAGCUUCCAGCCCACCGGCCGUUAGCACACCUCUGAGCCCUCCUGCUCAGCCUAGCAUACCUCCCAAACAAGCUCUAUCUAAUCAACCCGAAACGCCCCCCAAAUCCGCCACUGAACCUAGAGGUGCACCGCCUCUGAAAUCUCCUGAGCAACCCAUCACAACCACUCCAAAUGAACCUACCUCUGGUGAAACCCAAGCACCUCCCAAAGCCCCCCAGCUUGAACCUCCCAAAUCACCCCAUGAACCUAGCACGCCACCACCUGUUGAUUCCUCUGGACAUCUGGCCAACGCAUCUCCGAAACUGCCCUUUGUCAUCGGGGUAUCGGGAGGUACAGCAUCAGGCAAGACCGCAGUGUGUAACAUGAUAAGAGACCGUCUCCGCAAUUCUCAUGAACGGCUCUAUGAUCGUAGGGUUGUGCUAAUCAGUCAGGACUCAUUCUAUCGCGGACGCUCUUCAACAGAAGAGGAUUUGAAACAUGCACCCGAGUCCAAUUUCGAUGAUCCCGAUGCAUUCGACAAGGAAAAGCUCUUAGAGUGCAUUCAAAAGCUCAAAUCCGGUCAGUCUGUUCAAGUCCCUCAAUACAAUUUUAAGAAGCAGUGCUCUGACAGUUAUCUACAGGAGGAUCCAUGCGAUGUACUCAUCUUGAAAGGGAUAUUGCUUUUGCAAUGUCAACAUGUCCGUGGCUUGUUGGAUAUGAAGGUUUUCAUCGAUACAGAUGCUGAUGUAAGGCUUGCCAGAAGAAUAAAGCGUGACACCGAUGGGCUGGGUAGAAAUGUUACCUCUGUGCUUGAGCAGUAUUUGAAGUUCGUGAAGCCUGCUUUUGAUACUCAUAUCUUCCCAUCAAGGAAGCAUGCAGAUUUCAUCAUACCCAAUGGUGUGGAGAAUCAUGUUGCCAUGGAUACAAUCUUGCAGCAAGUCCAGAAAAAGAUUGGCUAUCAUAACCUCUGCUACACAUUAACCAAUCUAAAUGUCAUUGAGCCUACAUACCAGACACGAUGCAUGCAUACUCUAAUUCGUGACAAGGAAAUAUCAAAGCAUGAUUUUAUUUUUCAAUCGGAUCGUUUAAUUCGUCAGGUGGUGGAAAAAGGCCUUGCCUGGUUUCCUUCUUCGCAUUUUACAGAGAAACAAGUAACUACUCCUCAAGGAGAACCAUACAACGGACUUUGUUUCACGGAGAAAUUAUGUGGCGUAUCCAUUGAUCGAAGUGGAGAAGGCAUGGAGAAAGCAUUGCGUGCAUGCUGUGCAGAAAUUGACAUAGGAAAAAUCCUCUUCCUUGGACCUGACCAGGUUCAUGACACGCUUCCAAAAGAUAUUUCAGAAAGGAAUAUCCUGCUCUUGGAUCCUGUUCUUGCCUCAGGUGAAUCUGCCAUCCAAGCAAUUAAACUUCUGAAGUAUAAGGGAGUCCAUGAGUCUCAAAUCAUACUCCUCAACAUCAUCUCUGCUCCAGAAGGAAUAGAAAGAGUAUGCAAACAAUUUCCAGCCCUAAAAGUUGUGACUUCAGAGAUUGAUGUUGGACUAAACAAACAAGGCAAGGUAAUACCUGGAAUGGGAGACUUUGGAGGCCGCUACUUUGGGACUCAUGACUGCUAAUUUCGAUCAUAUUAAUAACU